AUGGUUCGACAAAUGCAAAAUCUCCUAUUCGAGAUUAGAUAUCAUCUUUCAAGUGGAUUUAAUGAGCUUUCUCGAAGAUCAAAUAGAGUGCUUUCGAGAUUUAAAAGUAUAGCCUCUAAUAGGGACAGUUCUGAACAAAUAGGAGCAGAAAUCAAUGUCGAAUUGCCAAAUGUUUCACCAAAGGUUGGAGACGGCGUUCAGGUAAAUGGAAGUAAUGCUAAGAGAAGUCCAUCUGUUCCUGCAAGAACACGAAAGGCCAUGACUCGAUCUCGGGUCCUGAAUAUGCAUUCCAUAAGCGCAAUAGCUUGCCAAGUUGAUUACCUGAUCAAACAAUUUGGUCUGAAACCGCAAAAAACCGGUGAUCGAAUAAUUGUCACUUGGCCAACAGAAACGAAUUUGGAUUGCGAUGAGAAGCAAGAUCCCUUGACAAUGGAAAUAUUAAUAUCGGCCGAAAGUGGAUUGAAAUUCCGAAGAAUUAGUGGAUCAAGCUAUUUAUUUCCGGAAAAGAUUCAGGUUAUUCUCACUUUGAUGCAAGAAUACUUUGGGUGGUAA
Rodentolepis nana is the source of this 552-nucleotide messenger RNA. NCBI's taxonomy places the organism in Eukaryota, Metazoa, Platyhelminthes, Cestoda, Cyclophyllidea, Hymenolepididae. The record is from the annotation of a GenBank genome assembly.